Messenger RNA from Schizophyllum commune H4-8, 798 nucleotides. RefSeq lists its product as uncharacterized. The transcript is spliced from 3 exons. NCBI's taxonomy places the organism in Eukaryota, Fungi, Basidiomycota, Agaricomycetes, Agaricales, Schizophyllaceae. The record is from RefSeq and is a predicted model, not a curated record. Bases 1 to 798 code for a protein of 265 amino acids.
AUGCCUUUAUUUGGGCACAAUGCGCCCACCACGCGCCCCCGAGGCGUCCUGCACCCCGUCACGCGCGAACCCCCGGGCCUGGCGAAGACGGGGCCGCGUCCGCAAGCGUCGUUUGCAAAGCGACCGCUGCACCCAUCAGAACGCGAAGUUCAGACGCAGCUGCAGUGCCAUUUCGAAGUUGGUAUCGCGCGGCGAGAAGGCCUGAUGGGGGCCGCUAUACGUCAGCUUCCUGCUCAUGUACUCGCCCCUCCGCCUUCCUUUGGCACGCUCUCCUCUGCGCAACAAGACCUUGACCAGUUGAAAGCUUUCCAAACGACUCUGACAAGCGCCCCCGUCCAAGAAGCCCUCAAGCAUGCCCAGCUGCGAGGUGGUUCAGGAAACGCCGACGUCGAGCUCAGCCGCUUGAGGCGAGACAUCCGAAAGCGUCGGCGCCCUCCCUCGCCCGAGUCGCCCUUGCCGUACAAUGCGGAGCAGCAGCCCACGGAGAAAGCGAUCUUCCCGAGCGCUGAGGGUGGCCCGUUGGCGGUGUCCGAGCUGCCCGAGUUCGUGCGCGGGUUCAACCGGGCGCAUGGGGCGAGUGCUGUCCGGGUGCACGUCUGGGUGCGGCAUCGCGGGGACGCGCAGGCGAAUUUGGGGCAAAUUCGACAAAGUCGACCGCUCGUCCUGCGGGUGACGAUUGCGAGUGUGCUCACCGCAUAUCUUGGCUUUGGGGUGCAGGAUGACGAGGGCGGGACGCUCUGCGCGGAAAGCGUCGUCGUGCUUGGCCCUCGAGAAAAGGCGCGCCACCGCAAAGAUUAG